AUGGAGUUCCUUUCUGAUGAGAAUGAAGUUGCUGCCCAGUACGUGCUAUUGUUUGUACGCGAAGCUGUACACAAACUUCCACAUUUGAAAGAGACUAUACUUCAUUCUUUGCAGGAAGGACUUCCAUCUAUUAGAAAGCCAAAAGUGUUUAUGGCCGCUCUUUGGAUUCUUGGGACAUACUGUGAGAAUGACGCAGCUGUGCUUUCUGUCCUUCGCCUUGUCAAAUCGUCCCUUGGUGAACUGCCGCUUGUUGAAAGUGAAAUGCGUAUGAUGGAAGGGGAAGAACCUGCGCAAGAAGAGAUGACUGAUAAGAAGACAACUACCAAGCAAUUAGUCACUGCAGAUGGCACUUAUGCGACACAGUCUGCUCUUUCAGUAUCCAGCAAGACUACUAACAAGGAGAAACCUCCGCUCAGGUUUGUACGUUCUUCCUUUGGUUGUAAAAAUUAG
Molecule: messenger RNA, 450 nt
Organism: Strongylus vulgaris
Lineage: Eukaryota; Metazoa; Nematoda; Chromadorea; Rhabditida; Strongylidae
Source: the annotation of a GenBank genome assembly